AUGGCCAUACGGAGAAAUACCCAUGUACUUGCACAUAGCUACGAGUUGCGGCCGUACAGCACCAUCAAUAGUCAACUCAUCAUUGAAGAAUUUAGCGAACCUGGCAACCUCAGCACCAUCCACGACCUUGCCAGUCCUGAUAGCCUCAAGAAAACCAGCGAGAUCUUCAGCGUUCUUUUUAAGUUCCUGUGCACAUAG
This is a messenger RNA of Chondrus crispus (carragheen), 198 nucleotides long. RefSeq lists its product as hypothetical. The transcript has a single exon. NCBI's taxonomy places the organism in Eukaryota, Rhodophyta, Florideophyceae, Gigartinales, Gigartinaceae. The coding region runs from base 1 to 198 and encodes 65 amino acids. The record is from RefSeq and is a predicted model, not a curated record.